Molecule: messenger RNA, 13127 nt
Organism: Coregonus sp. 'balchen'
Lineage: Eukaryota; Metazoa; Chordata; Actinopteri; Salmoniformes; Salmonidae
Source: the annotation of a GenBank genome assembly
UUUUUUUUCACACGACGUCCGGGAGUGGUCAAAAUAUCGUCUUUGCAGCUGAUAAGUGGAACUUGCCCUCUAUUUUAGCGUUCCCAUGCUGUAUACCGGAUAACAGCCAAGAAAGACACCAAACUCAUUACGAGGUGAGACGUUUGCUAUCUCUAUACACUUUUGUAGAAGUAUGUACAAGUGGAAAUCGAUAUCAGAAGCGGGUUUUGAUUGAUCUUUUAUCUUGGUCAAACAUACCGCUGUUUGCGCGCACGUCUGUUGAUUGACAGAUUCUCAGCCAAUAGUCGGCUGACGACAGCUUUCUAAUUUGUAUCUAUCCAAUCGAGAGCUGCUCCUUGAAAGAACGUGGCGGGUCUAGAAAAGUAGCAGGAAGAAAGUAUCAGAAGUCUCAAAUCAAUUUUUUGGGAUCUGUUUUGAUUUUGGGGCAGUAGUUAGGGCACUUAAAAGGGACAUACACGUUUAGCUGCAUAGUUUUUAAAAUAGCCAAAAGUUAUGGGGAAGUUAUGGUCUUAGUUCCUGAGAACAGUGUUUGUUAUGGUUUUAGUUCCUGUUUUGGAACCGACAAUAAGGCCUAUUACAUUGUGGGAAUGUUUCUCGAGUCUUGCUAUCAUACCAUGUUGCAAUACGUUAUUAUUAUUAUUAUAUUUUUUUUUUUUGGGAUUCCCAUUAGCUUUUGCAGAAGCAGCAGCUACACUAGACAUGAUGCCUACUUGAUGACACUUACAAGAGGUUCUCUCACACUUUCUUCUUCUGCUUUCUCCUUUUCUUGUUGUAUGCCUCAUUAUUAUAAUUUAAUUGCAUGAUCUACUGAUAUCAUUCCUUCAGAUUAUUUUAACUAGGAUCAUUGCUAUACGGUAUCCUUGGGAUGUCUCUACUCCAUUGAAAUUUAAAAUGGUUAAGGUUAGGAUUAGGUAAGGCAGGGGUGUCAAACUCAUUUUAGCUCAGGGGCCACAUGGAGGAAAAUCUAUUCCCAAGUGGGCCGGACCGGAAAAAUCAUGGUAUAUAACUUAAAAACAACAACUUCAGAUUGUUUUCUUUGUUUUAAUACGAUCAACAUACAACAUAAAGCUGGAGCCUGAGGACAGUGUGUCCAAAAUAGUACAAGCACAACAUCACUAUUAAUCAUAAAACACGUCAAGUUUAUUUGAAAAUUCUAAAGAAAAAGAACACAAACACACAAUGCCUCAGUGAUUAACAGAACUGUUUCACAGAUCACAGAACUAUAUCAGGGUGUCAUUUCUCAGGCAGAAAUGUAGAUAAAAAUAAUGAAAUCCUGUUCCCCAAACAAGUGCAAGAACCACAGAGUCAAGAAUAGGUUAAAUAUACAAAUAAAAUAAAAUAAAAUAAAAACAAUAGCACAUCAACAUAAAAACAUAUAAACAUAAAGCUGGAGCCUGAGGAGAGUGUCCAAAAGCACAACAUCACUAUUAAUCAUAAAACACCUCAAGUUAUUUGAAAGUUCUGAGGACAAAGAACACACAAACACACAAUGCCUCAGUGAUUAACAGAACUGUUUCACAGAUCACAGAACUAUAUCAGGGUGUCAUUUCUCAGGCAGAAAUGUAGAUAAAAAUAAUGAAAUCCUGUUCCCCAAACAAGUGCAAGAACCACAGAGUCAAGAAUAGGUUAAAUAUACAAAUAAAAUCAAUUAAAAACAAUAGCACAUCAACAUAAAAACAUAUAAACAUAAAUCUGAAAGCGUUGCUCAAACUCCCGUAACAGUCCCGUUAUUUUAUCUUUGAACCGCUUCAUGUCUGCCACAUGUUGGGUCGCGCACACAUUUUUCAGACAGGGGAAGUGAGCUGCAUCACCACCGGCAAUUUGCGUCUCCCACAAUGACAGCUUCAACUUGAAAGAACGUAUGCUGUCAUAAUACUGCGUGACAACUUUGUUGCGCCCUUGCAGCUGUUUGUUCAAGUUAUUCAAGUGCUCUGUAACAUCCACCAUAAAUGCAAGGUCCUGCAUCCAUUCUGCGGAAUGAAAUUCUAACACUGGUUUGCCCUUUUCUUCCAUGAACUGUUCAAUUUCUUCUCGUAAAUCAAAGAAACGCCUCAGCACAGCACCUCGGCUUAACCAUCUUACCUCAGUGUGGUAUGGCAGGCCAUAGAUGUGGUCUUUCUCUCUGAGAAGGCUGUCAAACUGACGGUGAUUCAGGCUUCUGGAUCGGAUGAAAUUAACAGUUUGGAUGACCACCUUCAUGACGUUAUCCAUCUUUAAUGACUUGCAACACAAAGCCUCCUGGUGCAAAAUACAGUGAAAAGUCAAAAAAUCACGUCCUCCAUUUGCAGAUUGCACUUUCUCUCUGAACUUUGUCACAACGCCUGCUUUUUUUUCCCGAUCAUUGAGGGCGCACCAUCUGUAGCCAGGCUGACAGCGCGGGACCAGUCCACUCCGACCCUGUCCAGCGCGCCGACGAGUGCGGUAAAAAUAUCAGCUGCUGUCGUUGUAUCUGUCAUCGGCACCAACUCCACGAACUCCUCGGUGACGGUCAAUGUGUCAUCAACUCCGCGGAUGAAAAUGGCCAGUUGUGCAACAUCUGUAAUGUCCGUGCUUUCAUCAAUUGCAACCGAAAACGCAAUAAAUGACUUUACUUUUUGCUUCAACAGGCUGUCCAAAUCCACUGAAAGAUCGGAAAUCCUGUCUGCAACUGUGUUUCUUGUCAGGCUGAUAUUUGCAAAAGCCUGCCGCUUUUCAGGGCACACAAUCUCUGCUGCCUUCAUCAUGCAUGUUUUUACAAAUUCACCCUCACUAAAUGGUUUUGAAGCCACUGCGAUUUCAUUAGCAAUGAGGUAGCUAGCUUUCACUGCAGCGUCACUGAUGUCUCGGCUGUGAGUAAACACAGACUGCUGUUUCUUCAGACCCGCCAACAGUUCAUUCACCUUCUCUCAUCUCCGCUGUCCUUGAAAGUUGUCAUAUUUGUCGGCAUGAAGACUCACAUAGUGGCGACGAAGGUUAUAUUCUUUCAGCACUGCAACAUGCUCUGAACACACCAAACAUACAGCUUUCCCAUUCAAUUCCGUGAAUAAAUAGGAUGACCAUUUUUCUUGGAACACUCUGCACUCUGCGUCCACUUUUCUCUUUUUUGACAGAGACAUAUUGGGGCAAUGAGGGUGCCAAAGCACAUAAUGUUAAAAGUAGAAGCCGUAAUAAAUAUCGCGGGCAAAACAAAGUAGCUCAUUGGCUGCACGUGCUUGACCUACUUGCUCUGCCCCGGUAUAAACGGUUUGCUUGCUUAACACAAUUGCUAUUGCGCCAUCCAAUGGACGCAAUUGGAACAGCAGUUUAUUUUAUUGACAAAUUGCAGCGCAUUUUUAUACUUUACAAUUUUUUUAUUUUUUUUAUUUUUUAAAUCAUCUCGCGGGCCGGAUUAAACCCGUUUGUGGGCCUGAUCCGGCCCGCGGGCUGGACGUUUGACACCCCUGAGGUAAGGGUUAUUGUUAAGGUUAGGGACCUCUCAAGGAUCCCGGAUAGCACUAUCCUUUUAACUAGGCUCAGGUUAGCCAAGUACCUCAACUCCUCCAUGGAGUUGAGCGCACACUAGAGUUUUUGAAAUGAACGUCUGACUCCUUCGAGUCGAUAUGCAGUCGAUACUUUAAAAAUGUAAAUUCUUAAACCCUUACCAUGUACCUACAGUGGGGAGAACAAGUAUUUGAUACACUGCCGAUUUUUCAGGUUUUCCUACUUACAAAGCAUGUAGAGGUCUGUAAUUUUUAUCAUAGGUACACUUCAACUGUGAGAGACGGAAUCUAAAACAAAAAUCCAGAAAAUGACAUUAUAUGAUUUUUAAGUAAUUAAUUUGCAUUUUGUUGCAUGACAUAAGUAUUUGAUACAUCAGAAAAGCAGAACUUAAUAUUUGGUACAUAAACCUUUGUUUGCAAUUACAGAGAUCAUACGUUUCCUGUAGGUCUUGACCAGGUUUGCACACACUGCAGCAGGGAUUUUGGCCCACUCCUCCAUACAGACCAUCUCCAGAUCCUUCAGGUUUCUGGGCUGUCGCUGGGCAAUACGGACUUUCAGCUCCCUCCAAAGAUUUUCUAUUGGGUUCAGGUCUGGAGACUGGCUAGGCCACUCCAGGACCUUGAGAUGCUUCUUACGGAGCCACUCCUUAGUUGCCCUGGCUGUGUGAUUCGGGUCGUUGUCAUGCUGGAAGACCCAGCCACGACCCAUCUUCAAUGCUUUUACUGAGGGAAAGAGGUUGUUGGCCAAGAUCUCGCGAUACAUGGCCCCAUCCAUCCUCCCCUCAAUACGGUGCAGUCGUCCUGUCCCCUUUGCAGAAAAGCAUCCCCAAAGAAUGAUGUUUCCACCUCCAUGCUUCACGGUUGGGAUGGUGUUCUUGGGGUUGUACUCAUCCUUCUUCUUCCUCCAAACACGGUGAGUUGAGUUUAGACCAAAAAGCUAUAUUUUUGUCUCAUCAGACCACAUGACCUUCUCCCAUUCCUCCUCUGGAUCAUCCAGAUGGUCAUUGGCAAACUUCAGACGGGCCUGGACAUGCGCUGGCUUGAGCAGGGGGACCUUGCGUGCGCUGCAGGAUUUUAAUCCAUGACGGCGUAGUGUGUUACUAAUGGUUUUCUUUGAGACUGUGGUCCCAGCUCUCUUCAGGUCAUUGACCAGGUCCUGCCGUGUAUUUCUGGGCUGAUCCCUCACCUUCCUCAUGAUCAUUGAUGCCCCACGAGGUGAGAUCUUGCAUGAAGCCCCAGACCGAGGGUGAUUGACCGUCAUCUUGAACUUCUUCCAUUUUCUAAUAAUUGCGCCAACAGUUGUUGCCUUCCCACCAAGCUGCUUGCCUAUUGUCCUGUAGCCCAUCCCAGCCUUGUGCAGGUCUACAAUGUUAUCCCUGAUGUCCUUACACAGCUCUCUGGUCUUGGCCAUUGUGGAGAGGUUGGAGUCUGUUUGAUUGAGUGUUUGGACAGGUGUCUUUUAUAGAGGUAACGAGUUCAAACAGGUGCAGUUAAUACAGGUAAUGAGUGGAGAACAGGAGGGCUUCUUAAAGAAAAACUAACAGGUCUGUGAGAGCCGGAAUUCUUACUGGUUGGUAGGUGAUCAAAUACUUAUGUCAUGCAAUAAAAUGCAAAUGAAUUACUUAAAAAUCAUACAAUGUGAUUUUCUGGAUUUUUGUUUUAGAUUCCAUCUCUCACAGUUGAAGUGUACCUAUGAUAACAAUUACAGACCUCUACAUGCUUUGUAAGUAGGAAAACCUGCAAAAUCGACAGUGUAUCAAAUACUUGUUCUCCCCACUGUAUGUUUGUCCUCUGUUGUUGUGUGCCUUUCUUUGUUUGCUGAAAUCCAUUGUUUUUUAAAUAAAAUGUGAAUCAAAUACAACCACCGCCUGUUUGCUCAUUGCUGUUUCUCUAAGAUGACAACUCAACAUGAAUGCCAAUUGGAUCUCAAUGAGGAAACAGUCGGUAGUUGUAUUUGUAUGGAUUUCAGCAAACAAAGAAAGGCACGCUUCAACAGAGGACAUAGGUACACGGUAUGGGUUUAAGAAUUUACAUUUUAUACGUAUCGACUGCAUAGCUAGUCGGAGGUUCAUAAAAAAAAAAAAAACUGUUGUCCGCACUCAACUCCGUGGAGGAUGUACUUGGCUAGGCACAGGUUUGCUUUGUUUCCCAACCUAUUGGCUGUGAAGGUGUGUACUGAAAGUGCAGUAGGCUAGGCCUACAACAUUCCUGUUUUAUCAUUGUAACCCACAUCAUUUUGUCCUUGAAGGCUGCCACAGCACUGCUGCCCUCAUGAAUUAAAUUAUAAGGGUCAGUUGAAUAGGAUAUUUCCACAGCCUAUGUUUCAGACAGCUGCCAUUUUGAGAUUGGCUGUUUUGUCAAUCAUUUAGGUCCAUGUGGAUCUGUUUUAACAUCAGACGUACAUACGUAUACAAAAACCUGCCUUCUUUCUCUGAACAAUUUUCUGUCAUGUUUGAGUGUGUUAGUUUUGUAGGCUAAUUUACAUGUUUGUGUCCAACUGUAGGAAGUUCUGGUGUUGGUGGAGGCGGUUUCCGUUAGUGUAGUAGCUGCGGACAGUGUCCAAAUCCAAAGAUGGCUACUGGAAAGAGUAAGAACCAGAGCUCUCUGGUGCUGCACAAGGUGAUCAUGGUGGGAAGUGGAGGUGUUGGGAAGUCAGCUCUCACUCUGCAGUUCAUGUAUGACGAGGUAAGAGCGAAAAGUUUGGUCCUUACCAGACUCCGUACAUUGCUCCCUUUGUAGCAUGUGGUCUGGACGCCCAGGCUAAAGAGAGACUUGGGCAAGCUGCCACUCAAACCUCCAUUACUGCUUUACCAAUGAAAAGAGUUUACGAUUCUGUAAAUAAAAUAAUUCCCUCCUUCACUCCCUCCCUCCUCCUAGUUUGUGGAGGAUUACGAGCCCACCAAGGCAGACAGCUACAGGAAGAAGGUGGUGCUGGAUGGAGAGGAGGUCCAGAUCGACAUCCUGGACACAGCUGGACAGGAGGACUAUGCUGCCAUCAGAGACAACUACUUCAGGAGUGGAGAGGGCUUCCUGCUAGUCUUCUCCAUCACCGAACACGAGUCGUUCACCGCCACCUCAGAGUUCAGGUACGUCCACUGAUAGGCCGAUUAUAGUACAUCAAACACAUGAUCAACUGACCAAUGACAGGCUAUGCCUUACCCAUGUACAGUAUAUGGCCAGGACCACAUGACCUGACCAGGAAAUAUUCUGGCUAUAUACGUAUAUAUGUAUAUAUAUGUAUUUAGUUAGAACAUUUAGUGCUUUAUAUAUGUUAUCAGUGAGUGAUCCACAUUUCACAAGAGAUGUGUGUAUUGUAUGUAGAAGGGCAAUUCCAUGGUAACGGAAUUAGGCUUUGACUAAGUUUUUUCACUUAAAAAUGUAUGCCAAACAAAAAACAUUAAAACGUUUAAGAAACGAUAGAACUCUAUGCAGAAGGACUAUUUUGAACAAUUUCCACUGAAACAUGUACAAAAACGAGUGGAAGAACUGUGCAGAUGCAAACUUUGGUAAUGGAAUUAUGGUAAAAUCUCCCUCAGGUUUUUAUGCGACCACGUUUUCCAAAAACAGUUGAAUAUCUGCUCAGAAUUAAGAUUCAAAGAUGUCUGCAGAAAGAAUGUGGGGUCAGCUAUGACAUGGUACCUUGCGUUUCAAUACAUCUCUUUUUGUUUAUUGAACUACAGUAAGUGAAGUGGAUUUACACCCGGUACCAUAAUUACGGUAAAGGAAUUACAUCAUGGGUCCUUGAUCUGUACUACACAGAAAUGCAUAAUUAUAGAUAUGAAUGUCAUUCUCCUCAUGUUUUACAAGUUUGGACAUCACAGUGCAGCACAGUAGAGUACAGUAGAGUAGAGUGCAGUAUAAUACAGUAGGGUAGAGUUCAGUGCAGUAGAGUACAUUACAGUAGAGUUCAGUAACAGUACAGUACAAUAUACUCUACUGCACUGUACUCUACUUUUCUUUACUGUAUUGUACUGUACUGCAGGGGUCGCGUUAACGCAGGAUUCUGCAUUUUUCACACAGAAAAGGAAAUCUAAAACGCAGGAAAAAUAUCUUGCUGCGUUUUGUAAAUGCAGAUCUGCUUUUUAUUGUAAAUUCUGCUUGGCUUCAGUCAGGGUUCUCUCCAAAUCAUGAAUGUAAAAUGACAAAUUCUGUGCUUCAGUUGCACUUCUCCACUCGGAUGAAUAUUGCUCUCGUCAUUGGAUCACCAGACAGCGCUCUGACUGAUGUGUAGGCUACUUUUCUACAGUACUUUCCUACGGGGUAGUUUUUCUAUGGUACCAAGUUAAAAUGCAAGAUUAACUUCAAGCAAAACAUUAGGAAAUGUAGCUGGCUACAUUCUUUCUAUGAUAAACAUUAGAAACGUUUAUGCAAAAAAGCUGAUUUACUGAUUUACUUGUGUGGCUGCUAGCCAAAUAGCGUUGCAAUUCUGUUGUCAUCUGUUGCAAUUCUGGCGAAUGUGUUGCAUUAAUGUAUUUUUUUGUGAAUAAAAAGAGUUGCAAGCCCCUUAUCACUCUAUUGAAGCAAACGAACAUUGACUUUCAAUAUGAAAUGCAGUUGAAAUGGUUUAAAACACAGAUUUUUUUUGAUGGUCUGUGUUUUGAAAAUGCUGAUUUCUGAAAGCUAAUGUGACCCCUGGUAUUGUACUACAACUGUACUCUUCUGUACUCUACUCACUGUACUGUACGCUCUACUCAUUGUACUUUACUCACUGUACUAUGCUAUCCAAACUUGUGAAACAUACAACUAUGAUAGGUUCAGAUUUGGUCCGGUCCGUCUGUGGACGUGAACAUACAGUGCCUUCAAAAAGUAUUAAUACCCCUUGACUUAUUCCACAUUUUGUUGUUACUGCCUGAAUUCAAAAUUGAUUAAAUAUAUUUUUUUCUCACCCAUCUACACACAAUACCCAUAAUGACAAAGUGAAAAUAUGUUUUUAUAAUUUGAAAUAUCAAAUUUAUUCACACCCCUGAGUCAAUACUUUGUAGAAGCACAUUUGGCAGUGAUUACAGCUGUGAGUCUUUCUGGGUUAGUCUAAGAGCUUUCCACAGCUGGAUUGUGCCCAAAAUUCUUCAAGUUCUGUCAAAUUGGUUGCUGAUCAUUGCUAGACAACCAUUUUCAGUUCAACCAUUUAAGUCAACUGUAACUCAGCCACUCAGGAACAUCCACUGUCUUCUUGAUGAGCAACUCCAGUGUAGCUUUGACCUUGUGUUUGAGGUUAUUGUCCUGCUGAAAGGUGAAUUAAUCUCCCAGUGUCUGGUGGAAAGCAGACUGAGACCGGUUUUCCUCUAGGAUUUUGCCUGUGCUUAGCUCCAUUCCGUUUAAAAAAAAUCCUGAACAACUCCCCAGUCCUUAACGUUACAAGCAAACCCAUAACAUGAUGCAGCCACCACUAUGCUUGAAAAUAUGGAGAGUGGUACUCAGUAAUGUGUUGUAUUGGAUUUUCCCCAAAUACAGUGCCUUGCAAAAGUAUUCAUUUAUCCUAUUUUGUUGCAUUACAACCUGUAAUUUAAAUUGAUUUUUAUUUGGAUUUCAUGUAAUGGAUAUACACAGAAUAGUAAAAAUUGGUGAAGUGGAAUGAAAAAAAUAACGUGUUUCAAAACAAAAAAGUCUGAAAUAUAAAUAACGGAAAAGUGGUGCGUGUAUAUGUAUUCACCCCCUUUGCUAUGAAGCCCCUAAAUAAGAUCUGGAGCAACCAAUUACCUUCAGAAGUCACAUAAUUAGUUAAAUAAAGUCCACUUGUGUGCAAUCUAAGUGUCACAUGAUCUGUCACAUGAUCUCAGUAUAUAUACACCUGUUUUGAAAGGCCCCAGAGUCUGCAACACCACUAAGCAAGGGGCAGCACCAUGAAGACCAAGGAGCUCUCCAAACAGGUCAGGGACAAAGUUGUGGAGAGGUACAGAUCAGGGUUGGGUUAUAAAAAAAUAUCAGACAUUUUGAACAUCCCACGGAGCACCAUUAAGUCCAUUAUUAAAAAAUGGAAAGAAUAUGGCACCACAACAAACCUGCCAAGAGAGGGCCGCCCACCAAAACUCACAGACCAGGCAAGGAGGACAUUAAUCAGAGAGGCAACAAAGACACCAAAGAUAACCCUGAAGGAGCUGCAAAGCUCCACAGCGGAGAUUGGAGUAUCUGUCCAUAGGACCACUUUAAGCCGUACACUCCACAGAGCUGGGCUUUACGGAAGAGUGGCCAGAAAAAAACCAUUGCUUAAAGAAAAAAAUAAGCAAACACGUUUGGUGUUCGCCAAAAGGCAUGUGGGAGACUCCCCAAACAUAUGGAAGAAGGUACUCUGGUCAGAUUAGACUAAAAUUGAGCUUUUUGGCCAUCAAGGAAAAUGCUAUGUCUGGUGCAAACCCAACACCUCUCAUCACCCUGAGAACACCAUCCCCACAGUGAAGCAUGGGGGGGUGAAUAGUUAUGCACGCUCAAGUUCUUGCUCUUGUUUCUUUCACAAGAAAAAAUAUUUUGCAUCUUCAAAGUGGUAGGCAAAUGUGUGUAAAUCAAAUGAUACAACCCCCCCCAAAAUCCAUUUUAAUUCCUGGUUGUAAGGCAACAAAAUAGGAAAAAUGCCAAGGGGGUUGAAUACUUUCACAAGCCACUAUAUUCAGGACAAAAAGUGAAUUGCUUUGCCACAUUUUUUUCAGUAUUACUUUAGUGCCUUGUUGCAAACAAGCAUUUGUAUUCUGUACAGGCUUCCUCCUUUUCACUCUGCCAAUUAGGUUAGUAUUGUGGAGUAACUACAAUGUUGUUGAUCCAUCCUCAGUUUUCUCCUAUCACAGCCAUUAACGUCACUAUUGGCCUCAUGGUGAAAUCCUUAAGCAGUUUCCUUCCUCUCUGGCAACUGAGUUAGGAAGGACGCCUGUAUCUUUAGUGACUGGGUGUAUUGAUACACCAUCCAAAGUAUAAUUAAUAACUUCACCAUGCUCAAAGGGGUAGUCAAUGUCUGCUCCCCCCCACACUUUAUUUAUGCUCGCCAUAACAAAGGGGUUGAAUACUUAUAAAUAAAAUAAAUAAAAUAAAUAAUUAGUCAUUUAGCAGACGCUCUUAUCCAGAGCGACUUACAGGAGCAAUUAGGGUUAAGUGCCUUGCUCAAGGGCACAUCGACAGAUUUUUCACCUAGUCGUCUCGGGGAUUAGAACCAGAGACCUUUCGGUUACUGGCACAACGCUCUUAACCACUAAGCUACCUGCCGCCACUACUUCUUGACUCAAGACAUUUCAGCUUUUCAUUUUGAAUUAAUUAGUUAAAAUUUUGAAAAAUAUAAUUCCACUUUCACAUUUAUGGGGUAUUGUGUGUAGGCCAGUGACAUUAAAUCUCAAUUUAAUAAAUGUUCAAUUCAGGCUGUAAAUCAAGGGGUGUGAAUACUUUCUGAAGUCACUGUAAAGGCCAGUGUGGAUUAACUAAAUUUAAACUACUUUCAACGUCCAUGGACAUCCUGUGUCAGUCGGUUCUCAGUGGGUGAGGAUGCUGAUUAGAUUAAAUGGAGAGGUGGUUCAAGGGUAGGUGUCAGUAAGAGCUGGGAGAGGUUACUUUAACUGGAGAGUGAGAGAGAGGCAGGGAGGGAUUGUCCAGAAUGACUGUUUUAGACUCUUGGUUUGACCACCAGACAACAUAGGAAACAGUUAUGAGCUGAACAUUCUGUAACAGUAUGCCAGUGGAGUGGAGGAUAGUAGCAGGUUACCCAACUGUGGUUGGUGACUAUUAUGAUUUCCCAUUGUAGCCAAUUCAGUUGCAGUAGUUCAGUUACUGAUAAUGUUUUUUGUGGUAAUUCUGUUAACAAUUUGAGUUUUAAUCACUUAAUAAUUCAAACAAAAUGUAUAUCAGUAAAAUCACUAACUAAUUGGUUACUUGUUACUUCUGUGAACGUUCAUUCUCCUCCCUCCUUAUGAGGGAGGGAAAUUAGAAAAUACCUUAAAGAUAUGCGUUUUUGGUAACGUAUUCACAAGGCAAUAAAUGUAUUGAUAUUAAUUGGCAGGGGUCUUUACGUCAACAUUGUGUUUUGAUGUAUUUCUGAAACUUUUUAAAAUACUUUUUCCAUCUGUUUAUCCAGAAAUCAAAGCCUUUACCUAUGCCAUAAAAAAAGGAAAAUUGUUUAAAAAAUAUGUAUAUAUGCCUUCAUUUCCAAAAAAUAUAGACCUUAGCUUUCAUUUGACACCUCAUUUGAUGUGCUCCUAUGAACUUGAUGUUGGUGCUCAUGGGUCCUUUUUCAAUGGAAAUGCCCAGAACAAAAAAUACAUCUGCACACCCCAGUGCUAAGUUUAUUAGGACAGUGUUUAGAUCCAACUGGGUCUUCAUCAGGACUAAUGUAUUGUCUUCCCAGGGAGCAGAUUAUGCGGGUGAAAGCAGAAAACGAUACCAUCCCUCUGUUGGUGGUGGGGAACAAAUCGGAUCUGGAGGACCGCAGGCAGGUGUCGCUGGACGAGGUCAGGGCCAAGGCAGAGGAGUGGGGGGUGCAGUACGUGGAGACCUCAGCCAAGACACGAGCCAACGUUGACAAGGUAUGUAACCAAACCUAAACAUACUGUGCAUUUUGCUACAGUAGGACUAGGAACAAUACACCUUCAUGUAAUUUCUUACUUAGGAUUUCUACAUUUAGAUGGGGGAUUAGGUUAUAGAAAUAUGUUUUAAGACAUGAGAUAUCAGAAGCAACAAGCAAGCAUGAUUUAAAAACAACCUUUACAGUAAAUCAACAUCCAUUGUCAAUGUAAAUAUAGGGUUGAAAUAAUAACCGUCCUUUCUUUUCAGGUAUUCUUUGAUCUCAUGAGGGAGGUGCGAAAAAAGAAAAUGUCAGAGAGCAAGGAUAAGGGUGGAAAAGAAGGCAAGAUCAAGAAGGCUUUCAAAUGCUGUCUGCUUUGAACUAGACCAGACCUUUCAGUCAGACACACGAGCCAAACCAGACAAGAGCCUCCACAGCACAGUGGAAUUAGACCGGGACAUGUUCAUUAGGACAUACUGUAGCAAAAUAUUUCGAAACCUUUUGCAACGGAAAACAAAAAUGAGCGUUUCUUAUUGGACAAUAUAUUAUUUCUUCCUUUGGAGCAUUUUCUUCAGUUUCUUGCCUACUGAACACAACCUAGAUCUACAGCUCCUUCCCACUGAACUGAGACUUUAGCCUUUAACACGCAUAUCUUAUCCAUAUACAGUAACUCUCACAUUGUGGCAGUCAGAGGGGUGACCUUAUCACUAACCGAUCUUAGUUAUGCAAACCAUCCUUUAUGCCACUGUUGGGGACAGGUCCAGAGGGUACUCUUUAGAUGAAGUGCCUGAACAUUGAUCAUGAAUAUAUAGAUUAUGAUCGCAGACAAUCACUCACUCGCACACUACUUAAAUAUGGCCUUGGUUUGUUACUUGUAGGAAUAAGUAUCCUAUGCUGUUUGAUGUCUUACUGUUUGCACUGCAAUCAAUUUUAUAUUCCUACUUCCACUACACUAUUUUUACUUUUUUAUUUAUGGUGCACUGCAUGAAAAUCUGUCAUAAUUAAGUCACUUUAUUCAUAAUCCAACAUUAUCCACAUGUACAAUCCAACAUGUACUAUAUCCAUAUCAUGUUUUUUUUUUUUUUUACAAAUUUGGCUGACAGCACUUUUUCUCCGCAAAAAUGUCAACGUUUCAGUGUUGUCUUUCUAAUUCUAAACUUGAAACUGAAGCAUUAAACUAAAUUACUGUUUGUAUG